GCUCCCUCUAGUGGUGGGAGGAGAGUUUGCCAGAACACAGUCAGUACUACAGUAGUGACAGGCGAGGGGGAGGCAGAGAGCUGGAAGCUCCGGAUCCAUCUUCAUGAGAAAAGAAGCGAGAGAGAGCGAGUCCCGGCUUCAGUUCUCGAAAGCGGCUUCUUCUUGUGUCAUCUGUGCCAGGGAGCCCGAGGAGGGUCCUGUGCCAGCGUCUGUAGGAUGUCCCGACAUGAAGGUGUCAGCUGCGAUGCAUGUUUAAAAGGAAACUUCCGAGGUCGCAGAUACAAGUGUUUAAUUUGUUACGACUACGACCUGUGCGCAUCUUGUUAUGAAAGUGGAGCCACCACAACAAGACACACAACGGAGCAUCCAAUGCAGUGUAUAUUAACAAGGGUAGAUUUUGAUUUGUAUUAUGGCGGAGAAGCAUUUUCAGUAGAGCAGCCGCAGUCUUUUACUUGUCCUUACUGUGGGAAAAUGGGUUAUACGGAGACAUCUCUACAAGAACAUGUUACUUCAGAACAUGCAGAAACCUCCACAGAAGUGAUAUGUCCGAUAUGUGCAGCGUUACCAGGAGGAGAUCCCAAUCAUGUCACAGAUGACUUUGCAGCUCAUCUUACACUUGAGCACAGAGCUCCCAGAGAUUUAGAUGAAUCCAGUGGUGUUCGGCACGUACGUAGGAUGUUUCACCCUGGUCGGGGUUUGGGAGGUCCUCGCGCACGUAGAUCAAACAUGCACUUUACUAGCAGUUCAACUGGUGGGCUUUCAUCUUCACAGAGUUCAUCAUAUUCUCCAAGCAAUAGGGAAGCCAUGGAUCCUAUAGCUGAGCUUUUAUCUCAGUUGUCAGGGGUGAGACGCUCAGCGGGUGGACAGCUGAAUUCUUCUGGCCCAUCGGCCUCCCAGUUACAGCAACUGCAGAUGCAGCUGCAGCUGGAAAGGCAACAGGCGCAGGCAGCGCGGCAACAGUUGGAGUCGGCACGCAAUGCAACGAGACGCACCAACACAAGCAACGUCGCCACCACCGUCGCACAAUCGACAGCAACGACAAACACAACAACCACAGAAAACAAUCAGCAGACUACCCACAAUUCACAGUUCCUCCUUUCGCGGUUGAACGAUCCUAAGAUGUCUGAGGUAGAACGCCAGUCCUUGGAAAGCGAGCGGGCAGACCGAAGCCUGUUUGUCCAAGAGCUUCUCCUGUCCACCUUGAUGCGGGAAGAAAGUUCUUCCUCAGACGAGGAUGAACGGGGGGAAUUUGGAGAUUUUGGUGCUAUGGGUUGUGUAGAUAUUAUGCCUUUAGAUGUUGCUUUAGAAAACCUAAAUUUAAAAGAGUGUAAUAAAGGAAAUGAGCCUCCGCCACCUCCUCUUUGAUGACAUCCCACUUCGCAGACAAUGUCCUCUGUGCUGUAACUGCCAAUGAAAGUGGACAACAACUAUCUUUUGGGUUUGUUUUGGUGAUUGUAAUUUCAGGUCUGUCACUCUUCUUACAUUGUGUACAUUCAAAAAGGAACAAGAGAAAUAUAUAAAUAUAUAUAAAAAUAAAAAGAUAAUCAAUUCCACGUAACAAAUUUUUACUUCUAGCAGGUAAAUGUAGGUAGCAGUGCCAGAGGCAAUCUUUGCUUCCUGUUCCUUGACAUGCAAAAGGCUCUGCUAAUGCCCCACAUUCAUACUGAAAAGGAAACAAAAAAUAUUGGGGGGAAAAAAAUCUCUAAUGAAGCUGCUGUGUGUAUAUUUAUGAAUAUUAAUGAAUAAAAACUGCUUGGAUGGUUUACCUUAACUACUGCAUGAGGUUUUUUGCAGCGUGCAUGAGUUUUAGUGACCUUGUCAUUU
Messenger RNA from Polyodon spathula (Mississippi paddlefish), 1824 nucleotides. Its product is annotated as E3 ubiquitin-protein ligase KCMF1. Lineage: Eukaryota; Metazoa; Chordata; Actinopteri; Acipenseriformes; Polyodontidae. Gene Ontology annotation, biological process: synaptic signaling. The coding region runs from base 217 to 1365 and encodes 382 amino acids. Gene Ontology annotation, cellular component: plasma membrane. The transcript has 7 exons. Gene Ontology annotation, molecular function: zinc ion binding. The record is from RefSeq and is a predicted model, not a curated record.